This is a messenger RNA of Mizuhopecten yessoensis (Yesso scallop), 4078 nucleotides long. RefSeq names its product cytochrome P450 3A28-like. The record is from RefSeq and is a predicted model, not a curated record. The coding region runs from base 1055 to 2584 and encodes 509 amino acids. The transcript is spliced from 16 exons. Lineage: Eukaryota; Metazoa; Mollusca; Bivalvia; Pectinida; Pectinidae. Gene Ontology annotation, molecular function: heme binding; oxidoreductase activity, acting on paired donors, with incorporation or reduction of molecular oxygen; iron ion binding.
CAUAAAUAGAUACCCACCACACUGAACAACAUCUCCCCGGAUGAGUCGUAAUUUUCGAUAAAAAUAGAUCUGUAAUUUGUGCUUAAUUGUUAAAACCUUACUAAUCAUUGGAUGCACCCUUGUAGAUGAUGUGAACUAACUGGGAUUUUCGAUGUGAUUUCGGUGACAACCAUGUGAUGUAACGGGACCCUACAGCCGGACCUGUCCUGUGGACUGGCCACGACAGGUACCCAGGGGUCAGUUGUCACGAGUAUCAAGGCCUGCAGCCAUUACCACUGUCCACUAGACGACGUUGGUCAGUUCUGACCUGAGGAAACAGAUCAACGCUAGGGAAUUUACCAUUGAAAGCAAGAUUGGAACGAUAUCUCAGAAUACAUGAUUAAUUCUGACAAGGUUGAGAAGAGCAAAAUCAUCUGUUUCCAAGAAAGUGAUUGGAACUCUAAAACGACUCAUCCGGGGAAACCUUUAGGAUUUGAUCAUCAACAAGGGUUCAUCCAAUGAGAAAGGAAGGAUUUAUCCGAAACACUCAGCAACAUAAUACAAGAUUGUUCUACAGAAAAAAAUAGCUCUUGAAAGACAAAGCAAGUUACUUCAACUGAACAACUCGACAAAAAAAUACAUAAGGGCAUAAUCAUCGUGACAAGACUCACCGUAGUGUGUAACGUUAUACUCCCGAAUUUGUAUAUAAUCAAGAUCUGACACUUGUAUCGACACCAGCACUGAUAAAAUACACUGUUAUAACGCACGUGCGUCUAUUAGUGGUCAUCUGUUAGCCCAGUAUUGGUCAACUAGUGGUCAUUACAUCCAUUGGUUCGAUAUUUGUACUGCACGCUCUCGAGCGUACCACCGUCCGCACGUGCUGACGUCCUAUAUCUAACUGAACUGUGAAGCAGUGCUCGUAUACAUCGGGAAAAACCGCCAGCCACCGCCCCUAUAUCAACGGGGUAUUGUCAGACCCGGGACAUUCUCUCCUAUACAACAGGCGACUCCACACCUGUACACCAACACCUGGGAUCUACUUGUUCACCUGAAGUAUACCUGCAUACCUGACACCAUGGGUGUUGUUGCACUGUCACUUGUUUUGGUUGCGCUUGUUCUGCUAUACAGGUAUCUACAGAAACUCUACUCUGUGUUUGAGAGAAUUAACCUGCCUGGGCCUAAACCGAAAUGGGUCAUAGGAAACUUGAAGGAAUUCAAGGAUCGGAAUCCAUUGGAGGUAUUCAAGGAGUUCAGAAAGAAAUAUGGAAAGAUCUACGGGUUCUUCGAAGGUUUUCGCCCUAGCAUUGUGGUCAACGACCCCGAAAUGACCAAGGAGAUACUGGUCAAGCAUUUCGACAAGUUCGGCGUCCGACCGGUCUACAACCCGUUUACUUACUACCCUGACCAUUUGAAUCUCUUCACCACAUCCGGGUCGUUAUGGAAACAACAGCGAUCCAUCGUUGCCACAGCAUUCAACAAGAUCAACAUGGAGAAGGCUGUUGAAAAUGUCAAGGUCACGUCCGACAUCUUCCUCGCCAAGCUUGCGAAGCUGGUCGAGUACCAUCCAGAGGGCUUCAACAUCGCCACACUCUUGGACGGGUUCACAUUGGACGCUUUCGCCUUGUCUGCAUUCAAUUAUGAAGUCAACAGUAUGGACGACCCGGACGCCAUUCUGAUGCAGUUUAUGACGGAGACCUUGAACGCUGCGUCCACGGAGAACAAACUGGCUGGAAUCUGUCGAGUUUAUGAAAGUCUCACUCCAAUCUUGAAGAUCUUUGACUACAAACAUAGGCGUGUACACAUGAAACACGUGGAAAAGAUGAGGCAAAUGGUACAGUUGACAAGACAACAGAAAAAUUAUACAACUGAAUCGACUGACAACCUCCUGGAUCACAUUAUCACUCGCACGUUCAGUUCCCGUGAUGAGGAGGGCAAAGUUGUACGUCGCGCGCUCGACGACGAGGAGAUCAUUGCACACUUGCACUCCCUGAUCGGUGGCGGACUGGGGACUCUAAAUGCCGCCCUCGAGUUCGUCGUGCAUUGCCUCGCUAUGAACCAGCCGGAACAACAGAGGGCGUAUGACGAGAUAUUCGCACAAUGUGGACUAAACGAACAUCCUACCGUAGCUGCCCUGAAAAACAUGGAGUACCUGGAAAUGGUCAUGAAUGAAGCACUUCGCCUGUAUCCAUGUGCACCAGGAACUGCCCGGAUGUGUACACAGGAUUGUACCAUUAACGGUGUGGAAUUCAAGGCCGGGAUGAUGAUUCGAGUCAUGGCCUUCACUCUGUAUGAGGACGAAGAAUACUUCCCACAGCCGAAAAAGUUUAUGCCCGAAAGGUUCAACACAGCCGCCAAGAAAGAAAGACAUCCGUACACCUUUAUCCCGUUUGGUCAGGGACCACGGAUCUGUGUGGGCAUGAAGUUCGGCAUUUACCUGAUCAAAAUAGCUCUAGUUAAAAUACUACAGAAAUACGUCAUCGUCCCAUCCAGUAAAACACAGGACCCCCUGCCCACUGUUCUGAGGCCAAUGUUGGCUCCACGUCAUGGUGUGUUUAUUAAACUUGUGCCGCGUCGGACCGGACCGCCUGUUAUAUCACAGGGUUAAGUCAGACCGUAAAUGACGUCGGCUUAUGCUACUGACGUCCUUGACGUUCUGCACCCUUGUGACAGGCCCAGUCACGCGCGCUCCGAGAGCGGACCGACAGAGGAUGGAUUGUCCGUCCGGCGUAUGUAGGGUACAUAUUAUAGGCAUAAUCUGCUUAUGAAUAUGUCAUAUAGCCAAGUAGUAAAGGCAGAAUAAUACAGGGAUAUAUUCUAUCAAUAUUAAUGUUUAAUGCUAUUGAGCAUUGUUAUCAUUUAUUCCAAAGUAAUUAUCAGCUAUAUUGUAUUAUGUAACUACCGAAACGAUUUUAGUGAUAAAGGAGGUGGUUUAUGCUGGGAGAAGGCUAUAUGGCACGCGUUGCUAAAGCAAUACAAAUGCAACGAACACCGUUUGAAAAUACUCGCCUGCAAUAAAUAAGGAAGGCGGACGCCAUUUUGGAAUCUGCCCGCCAUUUUGGAAUCACAAUUGUGUUAUAAAAUGGUGUGCAUGAAUAACAAACAUAAUCCAAGCACAUACCAACUCUAUGUUACUGUUGUAUGCAACGAAGAGAGACUCAGUGAUUUGUUAUAUUAUUCCAAAUUCGUGUCGAAUGAAAAGAUACAAAGUGGCACGGAUCAUAACGAGAGACUUGGUGAGUACCGUUUAUUGUAGUAGUGGUCAGUUGAACUGACCACUGCGGCGCUUAGACGCCGUAUUGUCGAGUACCACGCGUGCUGGAUACGUUAAAAUCGAUUUGAUGUUUAUUUGCUUAUUAUUAUUGUCAAAACAAUCAGCAUUUCUUUUGUCUGAUCUACCGAAUUUCUUUACAAACCAUAUCCCUGUAUACGUACGUUGUGUCAUUGUGACGUCAUGUGUUUCCUGGUACGUUUGUUACAAGACAGGUCUAUGUAAACCAACUUUACGUUCAUAGACAACAAAACGAUAUUUGCAUGUCGAGAUAUUCUUUGUAAAAUACCUUGACUGUCAAAUAGCAGUCCUACCUGAAACACUGUACUGUUGAGUUUACUACAAGUCGUACGGAAAUGAUUUAUUUUACAAAAGUACGUAACCAUUAUAUGAUAUAUAAAUAUAUGUAUACAUCUUAAAAUAUUUGAACAUUCAUAACCAUUUUUGAUAAUACUGUAAAUGUGAAUUAUCAAGAAAGUAUGUGUUAAUUUCAGCGCUGUGGAUAUUUUUCAUCAAAUUCUCAUUAAUCAGAGUUAGCAAUCGGGCACGGAAAUAAACUGAUAACUAGUAUGCUGCAGGAUUUUAAAAUGCGGAUACAAGCAAGUUGCAAAUAGUUGAAGAAUUCAUAUCGCAAACAAUUUGAAACUAGUUAGGAAUACCGAAUUGUGACAAAUAUCCACUUCGCGAAUUGCUGGAAGAGUUAAAACGAGAAUUUUUUUACAAGCGCAAAUAUAAUGUUUUAUGGUAGAUGAAGAAUACCGAAUUGUGUAUUCCGUCUUUUUGUAUUGCAGAGUUAUUGAUUGAUUGUUACGUCAUUUGUUUGUGAGAGUA